AUUCGACUGAUCUGGAUGGCUAGGCGGGUGUCCCCUACCUCCCUCACUGCUCCGUGUGUGUCCCUCCCAAAACUGUGCGCUUGGUGGAAGAGGACAACCAUCCCAGAUAGAAGGAGUGUACCAUUCUUCGGUCAAGGGUUCUGUCUGGAACGGAAGAGAUUGCCAUGACUUGUCACAAACUGGUUAUCAAGUGCGGGAAGUUUGCCAUCCUGGUGGAUUUCUACAUUACGCCACAAGACUCCAGUGAGGAUGCUCAGUGGUUCUCGAAUGAUAAGAGAGAGGAAGUCUGCAUGCUGCUAAAAGACACAGUGGAAUCAAGAGUGGAGCAGUACCUGAAAACCCGCAAGAAACACGGUCCAGGGAAGCAAAUGGAAUAUGCUCAAGUUAGUCCUUUGGAAGGAUAAAGUCUUCUGAAUUAAAGUUGUCUGAAAUAAAGCAGAAACUAUUUUGAAAGAAUUGUGAGUAAACUUACCC
Sphaerodactylus townsendi is the source of this 474-nucleotide messenger RNA. It is a transcript of the gene SLX4IP, whose product is annotated as SLX4 interacting protein. Lineage: Eukaryota; Metazoa; Chordata; Lepidosauria; Squamata; Sphaerodactylidae. Bases 165 to 404 code for a protein of 79 amino acids. The transcript is spliced from 5 exons. The record is from RefSeq and is a predicted model, not a curated record.